Pelodiscus sinensis (Chinese soft-shelled turtle) is the source of this 693-nucleotide messenger RNA. Its product is annotated as olfactory receptor 51E1-like. Gene Ontology annotation, biological process: G protein-coupled receptor signaling pathway. The record is from RefSeq and is a predicted model, not a curated record. Gene Ontology annotation, molecular function: G protein-coupled receptor activity; olfactory receptor activity. NCBI's taxonomy places the organism in Eukaryota, Metazoa, Chordata, Testudines, Trionychidae. Gene Ontology annotation, cellular component: plasma membrane.
AUGAUGAGCAUCUUCUGGUUCAAUUCCAGGGAGAUCACAUUCACUGCCUGCCUCACUCAGCUAUUUUUCGUCUUUUCAGUGAUGGAGUCUGGGAUCCUCGUGGCCAUGGCUUUCGAUCGCUUCGUGGCUAUUUGUGAUCCUCUAAGACAUUCCACCAUCCUGAGUAAUCCCAUCUUGCUGAGGUUUGGCCUGGCUGUGGUGCUGCGUGGCACCAUGCUCAUACUGCCCUAUCCCCUCCUGGCAAGGCAGUGGCCAUAUUGCAGAACCAACAUCAUCCCCCACACGCACUGCGAGCACUUGGCCGUGGUGAAGCUGGCCUGCGCCGACAUCCGCAUCAGUAAUUACUACGGCCUCUUUGAGCUAUUCAGUGGGAAAGGUCUGGACUUGCUUUUUAUUGUCAUGUCUUAUAUCCAGAUCCUCAGGGCCAUCUUCAGACUCCCCACAAAGGAAACCCGGCUCAAGGCUUUUGGGACCUGCGGCUCCCACCUCUGCGCCAUCUUGGCCUUUUACUUCCCUGGUUUUUUCUCCUCCUUCACACAGCGCUUUGGCCAGAAUCUGGCAUUGGAUUUCCCUGGUCUCAUUGGCAACGUGUACCUCCUGGUUCCCCCCAUGCUAAGCCCCAUCAUCUACGGGGUGAGGACCAAACAGAUCCGGAAGAGGCUGCUCCGGCUCUUUUCUCAUAAACUGACCUGA